GCACACGCUGCACAACCCCACCACUCCAAACCUAAUCCCUGUACUACUUACUACAGGCAUCCUUUGUUUGUUUGUUUGUUUUUUGCAGCCAUGUCAUCACAGGAGCAGCAGCAGAAUUCGGCUACAACAAGUCAAAAAACGGAUAGCGGGCGUAGUGACGGGCAACAACUGAGUGCACUUGAAAUUCUACGGUUACUCUUCUCACAAGAGGCUGUAGAUUCCCCAGAGGAGGACAAUGUAGAUGAAGAGAUAUCAGAAGAAGAAGAAGAAGAAGAAGAAGAAAAAGAACAAGAUGAAGAAGAAAAAGAAGAAGAAGGUGGCGACGAACAACAGGACUCUGAACCCAAAGAAGGGGGCGAGGCGGAGGACGACGACCGGGACUGUGAGGACUACGAGGACUACAGCACAGAUAAGGAGGAUGAGGACGAGGAAGACGGCCACGACAGUAAUGUCAUGCCUCGCAGACAUCCGACAACAGCAGCGGCACGAGACAAAGAAGCAGCAGCAGCAGCAGCGACAGUUUUGUUUCACAGUUCGAAAGACGGUCAAAUACAAUGGUGUACUGUACCGUACGAUUCUCGCCAACCUUACUUUAGCCCCGCCACCACCUCAUCGCCGUCAACACCACGGUCAUCCUCCACAUCUUCAUCCCCGUACGACGCCGACGACCGGGAGGAUCGUCGUCGUCGUCCUCGUUCCCCAUCGCCUGUAGGAACUCCCGGACCCACACGAUAUGCAAUUCGAGCAAUGGAAGGUGUACGGCAGGAGAAGCCGCAACAGCAAGAGAAGGACAAAGACAAUUUGCACUCGGCCGCCGAGGCGGCGAGGGCUGACAGCGAGUACGAGGCUGAGGCUGAGGACAGCGACGGAGGUGAUGAAGGCGACCGCGAUUGCGGCCUUGGCCGUGGCGGUCCUGUUCCUUCUGCUGCUCUUCCUUCUCAUGAUCCACAGCAGCGGCAGCAGCAGCACAAGAUCGCCUCGACGUUCGGCCUUUUCGUGACGCCGGAAAUCGAACAAAUAAUUGUCGCCGAAACCAAUCGGGAGGGAGUGCGCCGGUUUGGCUCCGACGUGUGGAAGAGCAUGGACGAGGUCGAUUUGCGCGCUUACCUGGGACUGCUGAUCCUAGCGGGAGUGUUCAAAUCGCGAGGAGAAGCCGCGGCCAGCCUUUGGGACGCCCACACGGGCAGGGCCGUAUUCCGCGCCACCAUGUCCCUGAAAACCUUUUACAGGUAUUCGCGUCAUCUCCGCUUCGACGAUCGCGCCACGAGAGGCGCGCGCCGCUCCGCGGAUAAGCUCGCCGCCAUACGCCGGGUCUGGGACCUGUGGGCGGCUCAGCUUCCGCGCUUGUAUAAUCCGGGAAGAAACGUGACUGUGGAUGAGCAACUGGUUCGGUUCAGAGGAAGAUGUCCUUUUCGCCAAUACAUGCCCAACAAACCGGCAAAGUACGGCAUCAAAACUUGGGUCGCGUGUGACGCGAGAUCUAGCUACGCCUGGAAAAUGCAAAUCUACACCGGCGGCAAGAACAGGCCUGCUGAUUGCGGAACAACUACAAACACUACUACUACUACUACUACCACCACUAGUAGAAAUACUAAUUUAGCCACGCAAGUGGUCUUGGAUUUGACAGAGGGACUCGGCGGGGAACGCACUGUAACCUGUGACAAUUUUUUCACCUCCUACGAGCUAGCCCGAAGGCUGUAUCUCGAGCGGGAUCUAACUUUGGUCGGCACCGUUCGCAAAAAUAAGCCCUGGCUGCCGCAGGCGUUCCUCCGAGCCCGUUUGCGGCAGCUAGGAGGAAAGAAGAGAAGAAACGGUAAUAGUAAUAGCCGCCCGUCGUCCUCGUCGUCGUCGCCGCUGUCCGCUUAUCUCUUUGCUCCGCUGCCUGCCGUCCUGGUCUCGUAUAUGCCGAAAAAAAAAAGGAACGUACUAUUGCUGAGUACAAAGCGGCGACAUCUCUGCGAGCCUGUAGAACGUGGAGAACGAGAACGAGAACGACAAGACGCACCGAUAGCAGCGGGAGCGGCACGGGGGACCAAGCCCGACUUGGUGAACGAGUACAAUCGCAACAAAGGCGGAGUUGACAAUCUGGACAAGGUUAUUAGCGCCUACAGCUGCAGGCGGAUGACGGCGCGCUGGCCCCUGGCUGUCUUUCACAACAUCCUGGACGUCUCGUCCUACAACGCCUUCGUACUGUGGCGGGAGCUCAACCCCACGUGGAUGUCGGCGAGACGCAACAAGAGAAGGAUAUUUCUGGAGCAACUCGGCAAAGAACUCGUGACGCCGCUCAUCCAGAGGCGACGGCGUAUGCCUCGCACGGAAACGUCCCUCGCUGUGGUUCUAGGCAUCCAGCGACAGGGACAGGGACAGGAAGAGGAGGAGCAAGAGGAAGAGCAAGAAGAAGAGGAGGAGCAACAACAGGACAACAGACCAAAAACAAGCAAUAAAAGAAAGAGGUGUCAAAUAUGCCCCAGCAAAAAGGACCGGAAAACACAGACCGUUUGCUCGGAAUGUAACAAAUACAUGUGCGGACAGUGUAGCGUACAGUUUUGUCAGCCUUGCUCAAACGCAUUCAGAGGAGAACAAGACUGACGACGAGGACCACAACUAGAUGAUACAGAUAGUGAGAGGUGCACAGACAGACGACACUGUAAGUCAUUACUUACUUACAAAACCAGUAACCUUGUAUACAUAACAAACUAAUAAAAUAUAUUAAAAAACAAAACCAAUACACUCGCCUCUUGUAUUUUCUAUCUUUCUACAUCUUUGUUGCAGAUUCUGCCCUCUGCAAAUAUGUUUAAUCAGUUUAUACUAAUCUUACUUGUGCUGCUGUGUUCAGGUGAGUAAAGUUUUUUUUUUGUUUGUUUUUGUUUUAAAUAUUGCUAUAUAAAUAUAAAUAACAGCACAAAAUGUAGCCUUGUCAUCACUCAGUAACUGUGCUUUACAUUGUAACGAGAAACACUGCAUAGUGAAGACCUCUGUCUCUGUGUGUGUGUGUGUGUGUGUGUCUGUGUGUCAACUCAUGUAUCUUCUGUUACUGUACUUUUAGCCCUAUCUACCUACCUACCUACUUACUUACUUACACUACCUACCUACUUACCUACCUACCUACCUGUGCGUCAUGUUUUACAGGAGGUGC
This is a messenger RNA of Boleophthalmus pectinirostris (great blue-spotted mudskipper), 3136 nucleotides long. Its product is annotated as piggyBac transposable element-derived protein 4-like. The transcript has 2 exons. The record is from RefSeq and is a predicted model, not a curated record. Lineage: Eukaryota; Metazoa; Chordata; Actinopteri; Gobiiformes; Gobiidae. The coding region runs from base 91 to 2589 and encodes 832 amino acids.